GUGGAGGCAGCGCAGCUCUGGCGCAUGCGCUUUUCCUCUCGCUCGCCGGUCACGUCGUCUUGUGGGGUAGUGUUAGAGCCUUGUCAUUCUGACGGGGAAUCCCUGGCUUCCUCCCCUCAGAGCGUCUGGCAGAAAUGUCUAAUGCAAAAGAAAGAAAACAUGCUAAGAAAAUGAGAAACCAGCCCACUAAUGUGACUUUAUCCUCUGGCUUUGUGGCUGAUAGAGGUGUAAAGCACCAUAAUGGAGGUGGAAGACCUUUCCGAGCUCAAAAACAAGAGUCUUUUUUUGGAACUUCACGACAGCGUCAAGCCAAAAUGGCCCACUAUUCACCAACUGGCCCUGAUGUGAAUGAGCAGUCUUCCUCCAAAGUAAUGUUUAAAAAAAAGGGAGGUUGGAAAACAGGUCCUGAGGACAUUUCUCAGGAAAUUCCCAAGUAUAUAACAGCUUCUACUUUUGCUCAAGCCCGAGCUGCUGAAAUCAGUGCUAUGUUGACAGCAGUGACCCAGAAGUCUUCUAAUUCACUCGUUUUCCAGACUUUGCCACGGCACAUGAGACGCAGAGCCAUGAGUCACAAUGUCAAACGCCUUCCUAGGCGGUUACGGGAGAUUGCCCAGAAAGAGGUAUAUGUUUCACUUAGUGCAGAGAAAUCAGUACAUCAAAAAAAAGAACAUUCAAAAAAUAAAUGCCAUAAAGCUCGAAGAUGUCACAUAAACCGGAUAUUCGAAUUCAACCGUAGACAAAAGAAGAACAUAUGGUUAGAAACUCACAUCUGGCAUGCUAAACGGUUUCACAUGGUCAAGAAGUGGGGCUACUGCCUUGGGGAGAGGCCGACAGUCAAGAGCCACAGAGCCUGCUAUCGAGCCAUGACAAAUCGUUGCCUCCUUCAGGAUUUAUCCUACUACUGUUGUUUGGAGUUGAAGGGCAAAGAGGAAGAAAUACUAAAGGCACUGUCUCCAAUGUGUAGCAUAGACACAGGAUUGACUUUUGCAGCAGUUCACUGCUUGUCUGGAAAGCGCCAAGGUAGUCUCAUGCUUUACCGGGCGAAUAAAUAUCCCAGAGAAAUGCUGGGGCCUGUUACAUUUAUUUGGAAGUCUGGCGACAGUGCCGAAAGCAGGCAGUUGUGGAUCUGGCUUCACCCAACUCUUAAACAGGAUAUUUUAGAGGAAAUAAAAGCAACGUGUCAGUGUAUGGAGCCCACCAAAUCAACUGUUUGCAUCCCUGACCCCCUUCUGACACCAUCCCAAGAAGAAAGCCAAACCGCACUGCCUGAUGAGAAAAUUGUCAAGAAAAGAAAACGGAAAGAUGAUGGAGAAAAUGCUAAGCCAAUUAAAAAAUUUAUCGGUGAUGGAACUAGAGAUCCACAUCAACCGUAUUCUUGGCUCUCUCCAACCACAGGCAUUCUCAUCAGUGAUUUGACAAUGGAAAUGAACAGAUUCCGGCUGAUUGGUCCACUUUCCCACUCCAUCCUAACUGAGGCACUAAAAAUUGCUUCUGUCCACACUGAGGAAGAGGACACAGAGAAGACACCUCACCAUUGGUGGGUUGAAACCUGUAAGAAUGCUGAUAGCGUUUCUCUUCACCACAGACAAGGAGCCAUGUUUGAAUUGUUGGGAGGAAUAACAUCACCAGCAGAAAUUCCGGCAGGUACUAUCUUGGGACUGACAGUUGGGGAUCCUCGAAUAAAUCUGCCUCAAAAGAGGUCCAAAGUUUUGCCCAAUCCAGAAAAAUGCCAAGAUAAUGAGAAAGUUAGACAGCUGCUUCUGGAGGGUGUGCCUGUGGAGUGUACACAUAGCUUUAUUUGGAACCGAGCUAUCUGUAAGAAUGUCACAGAGAAUAAAAUCUCGGAUCAGGAUUUAAACCGGAAGAGAAGUGAAUUGCUGGUGCCUGGGUCACAGCUUGUUUUAGGUCCCCAUGAAUCCAAGAUACCUCUACUUUUGAUUCAGCAGCCGGGAAAAGUGACUGGUGAUGACCGACGAGGCUGGGGAGGUGGCUGGGAUGUCCUCCUACCAAAGGGCUGGGGCAUGGCUUUCUGGAUCCCAUUGAUCUAUCGAGGUGCAAGAGUUGGAGGAUUAAAAGAGGCUAUAGUGCAUUCUCAGUAUAAAAGGUCACCUUACAUCCCAGGCGAUUUCCCAGACUGCCCUGCUGGAGUUCUCUUUGCUGAAGAGCAAGCCCAGAAUCUUCUUGAGAAGUACAAAAGACGCCCACCUGCAAAACGGCCCAACUAUGUUAAGCUUGGCACUCUGGCACCUUUCUGUUGUCCCUGGGAGCAGCUAACUCAAGACUGGGAAUCAAGAGUCCAGGCCCAAGAGGAGUCGUCCGUAGCUUCCUCUCCAAGCAGUGAGGAGAGUGACCUGAGGGGAGACAGGGUGCCUUGUCCUCCCACGCCUGAGGAAACUCAUCAGGUGUCUGAUGAGGCGGGCACAUCCCUACAUGACUCCAGCAAGCCUGAAGGAGCAAUGGACACAGAGUGUCCAGCCCAGGCGGGGACUGAGUGGGAAAUGAACCAAGAUGCCACCAGCAGUCUCCUCUGCGUUCUUAGGAAUAGAACGUCCUUGAAGCUGCUGUCAGCCUGGUGUGGGCCCAUUUCAGGUGACAGUCGGGCAGCCCGGCGAGCUCCCGGGAGAGGACAGCAAGAACUGACCAGAGAGGCCUGCCUGUCCGUCCUGGACCGCUUCCCCAGGGCCCUGGUGUGGGUUGGCCUGUCGCUGCUCAGGAAGGGCAGCCCCGAGCCACACACCAUGAUCUGUGUCCCAGCCAAAGAAGACUUCCUGCAGCUCAGUCGGGAUCAGCUCUACUGUGGGCCCCAGGAACCCAAGCACAGCGACCCAUUCAAGAGCAAGAUCCGGAAACAGAAAGAGAAGAAGAAAAUAGAGAAGAGGCAGAACCAAGGGCGUGCUGUGUCUGAGGGCCUGGCAGAGGAGGACCCCACAGCUGCACCCCGAGCUCCAACCCUGGGCUUGUGGUCAGGCCCUCUCCCCAAUGUGACUUCUCACUGCUCCAGAGUUCUCCUUGGCUAUGUCACACAGGGAGAUUUUUCUAUGGCUGUUGGCUGUGGAGAAGCCCUGGGGUUUGUUAGUUUGACAGGCUUGCUGGAUAUGCUCUCCAGCCAGCCAGCAGCAGAGAGGGGCCUAGUAUUACUGAGGCCUCCUGCCUCUCUGCAGUAUCGAUUUGCGAGAAUUGCUAUUGAGGUGUGAAGGCCGGUUUACAUCCUUGCAGGGUAUAGAUGGUAAUUGUGCUUGCCAAGUCCCACAAUUGGAGAAUUUUGUUUUUACUGUCUCUGUUUCAAAAUAUCAUGUGAAAUUUCUUGGAAAUGAGAAUUUAAAAAAUUACAUAUUAUGCAAAUGGAUGAAAUGUUUACAUUCCAGUAAUCUCAUUGAUUUCCGUUUUUCUGUGUCUUUGCCAUAGUACUUUAAAAUUAUUUUGCAUAUAUAGCCAAAAGCUUUUCUGUUAUGAUUUCUUGGUCUGUAUAAUUCUUGCUGAAAAUAAUUAGAAGCUCUACAUUUUUUCAUUCCCUUUUUUUUUUUAUAGGAGCAAAGGGCUGUCAGGUCUUUUUGAAAAACCUCGUAGUUGUGUAACAAGCAAUGAUGGUUGUUUAAUGAUCUGAUUGUUGCAGAAGAGGAAAUGACUACAGACUGGCCUUUGAACAUGAAACGUCUGGGCCACACUCUGUUCUCUGCUGGAAUCAGCACGCCUAACACUUCCCACUGUGCAGAAGGCCAUUGUGGAGGAUGCAUCACCGCCUCUUCUCAGGGAGGCUCGGUUUCUGGCAAGCGUGGUGGGGUGGGAUUAGAGUGGGGAGCUAUGAUUUUGUCACCCCCGUCCGUCCUCUUUGUUGUAGAUCAGCACGUGAUCCUAGGAGUUACUUAAUUCUUCUGCACUUUUCGUUUAUGCAAAAAAUUUCUCAAAGCCAUAGAAGAGCAUUUCUCAAAGUUUGUUCUAUGAAAUGUUUUAAUCUAAAGAAAAAAGAAAAAGCGAUUGUAAGGUCAGAUUGAUUUGGAAAACUCUGAGUUAAAUAUAGUUAAGCAUUUCUCUUUGAAGGUCUUCUAGAACCGUCCAUGUGAUAAUGUACAUUGUGAAUCUCCAGGAAGUGAAUAAUAGUCUACAGUAUUUUCUGAAACUUUUUGAUCCCAAAUCUCCUUUUGCAGGGAACACCUUGUAGGACCAGUUCUUAGGAACAAAUUUGGGAAAUGUGACUAUACAGUGCAAUACUUACCUCUGCACAGUGAAAACUAAAGUGACAAACUGCCUUUAAACAUUAAUGCCAUCACAUUGUGCACCUGACAUUUCGAGCAGGGUCCCAUAGCAAGAGUGGGGUCAUCACUGCUUUUUUCCACUUCCAGAGAAACUAGGUGCUCUUUAACUUUUGGUUGCUAUGUAUGUCUCAUGCCCUCAGUCCCUUAUUUUCUUGCCAUAAAUUUCUAGCAGAGCUUGAGUGGGAUUUUUUAAAAAUUUAAUUAUACAGUUAGGCAUUAUUUACUAUAAAUGUAUUGUGUUUUUGCAGUAGCAUCUGGCAAUAAAUACCUUUGGGGGUGAUGAGUUGGGGAGAGAUACAGCAAGUAUUACAGUAGCCGAUGGAAUGUCUGAUGUUUUUCCUCUCACCAUGCCUCUAAAUGUAUUUGUGUCCAACCCAAAUAAGACUGAAAAAAACAGUAUAACUUAGUGGUGUCUAUAAACAAAAUAAAUUAAAAUGUCACCUGA
Messenger RNA from Pteropus alecto (black flying fox), 4698 nucleotides. RefSeq names its product POP1 homolog, ribonuclease P/MRP subunit (gene POP1). The transcript is spliced from 16 exons. Gene Ontology annotation, cellular component: ribonuclease MRP complex; nucleolar ribonuclease P complex. Gene Ontology annotation, biological process: tRNA 5'-leader removal. The record is from RefSeq and is a predicted model, not a curated record. Lineage: Eukaryota; Metazoa; Chordata; Mammalia; Chiroptera; Pteropodidae. Bases 135 to 3194 code for a protein of 1019 amino acids.